This is a messenger RNA of Solea solea (common sole), 974 nucleotides long. It is a transcript of the gene mrpl43, whose product is annotated as mitochondrial ribosomal protein L43. The coding region runs from base 137 to 595 and encodes 152 amino acids. The record is from RefSeq and is a predicted model, not a curated record. Gene Ontology annotation, molecular function: structural constituent of ribosome. Gene Ontology annotation, biological process: mitochondrial translation. Lineage: Eukaryota; Metazoa; Chordata; Actinopteri; Pleuronectiformes; Soleidae. The transcript has 3 exons. Gene Ontology annotation, cellular component: mitochondrial large ribosomal subunit.
UGCGCAUCAUACAUGCCCGUGAAAUCGUCCUCUGUGGAUGUUAUUGCUGUUUUUACGUUUGUCGGCAGGUUGUUUUUUGUCAAACGGUUGUGAUAUUAGAUGAAUGUUUAGUUGGUAAUCAAACCGUGUUUGAAAGAUGACUUCCAGGGGUACGCCGAGUCGCUUUCUGAGAAGUGUUCUUCAGAACGGACUCGGCCGCUAUGUCUGCCAGCUGAAACGGAUUUCUAUCAUCUUCUCUAAAACACACCCGAGCUCGUUGGGAGUCAGGGAGUAUAUUGAAGAAGGAGUGGUGGAUUAUGCCAAGAAGAACCCUGGUACAGUCGUGUAUGUGUCUCCUCAGACCAGCACGGUUCCCAAAAUAGUUGCAGAGUAUUUAAACGGGAACGUGCGGGAAGAAAUUGUCAUCCGCAAAACGCCACAGCAGAUUUCAGAGCUUUUUACUAAACUGACCAGUCAGUCUGGCUUGGACAUCAUUCGCAUCCGCAAGCCCAACCACACAGACAGCCCAAGUAUCCAGGGCCAGUGGCACCCAUUCACCAACAGGCCCCCGUCAAUUGGCCCCAUUAAACCACAGAAGCAGCUAAAUCAGAGCUAAAGUGAACCAAUAGGGAAAUAAAUGUUAACCACUUGAAUAAACCAGUCUGCGCAGGGCCAACUACUUCUCAUGUUUUCAGCUGUUUUCCUUUGUUUUUCUUGGAUAUUUCUGCAGAAGACCCCACUGCUGACUGGGUGUUUUUUUCCCAUGCCCUUUGGUCUGGUGUUGGCAGUGAAGCUGCUUGUGCCGUGCAGAACAACACAUGUGCUCCCAGCUCUGAAUGCCACAUUUAAAUAGACUUCAUUUGAAUCCACCAGAGGCUUGUCGGUUGGCAUAUUCAAAAACAGAAAACAGUUGUUUUUUUGUAAUAUUUGAAGAUUCAUGUAAUAAGUGCAGCACAAUAGAAGUUAUUGUGAAAUAAAAACAUUUUUUUUGUAAA